GCAAUAUGGCACCGGCCGGUCCCAGCGCUCGCCAGUGUGGUUGCGGGUGCCACGCCGAUCACACGCACCAGGCAGCGCUCUGAGAACACUACCACUUUGCCCUCCGCCGCUCUGCCUUGAAACGAAUACCGGGAGAUAGACUUAUUCACUAUCCUUACGCGUUUGAAUUGCUUUUCAUUUUUUAUUUCGUAAGAUAUCAAGAAAGCUUGAUUCACAGAUAGAGAGAUAGCAAAGGAAAGACAGAAUAUCUAUAGAUAUAUAUUUCUAUACAUACAUAUAUGUUUCAAUAGAUCUAUAUAUAUUUAUAUAUAUAUCAUUCCCUCAUACAACCACCAACACGAAAACAAGUUGAAACGUGAAAGAGAAAAAGAGCCAUCCAUUAUUACGAAUACACCCUCUCUCUUUAAAAAAAAAAAAAAAACGACUUUGUGGCCCCAAAAAACAAACGCAACUGAUCAGCUCUUAGACGCCGGUGCCCCCCAGUCGUCCUCCGGGAGGGGAAAAUGAUGUCCCACGAUGUCCAGGAACACAGCGGCGAGGGGGACUCGGAGUGCGCUGACCUCCUCGAGAGUGAGCUCAACGUGAGCCUCAAGCCCCUGGUGGUCAAAGCAGGGCAGAAUGGCAACGUAUUCACGGCCAAGCGACGCCAGGAGGCAGGUGACGGCUGGGCGACAGUUAAGCAGAUUGUGGCCGCUAUUUUCGCCUCCCUUUCGUCCGUGAGCAUCGGAUUCAUCACAGCUUACUCAUCACUCACGCUUCCGCAGCUCAGAAAUGACACUUCCAUUGACUACGUGGAUUCUCGGGAUUCAGGCUGGAUUGCCUCCCUCCCGAGCAUCUCCUCCAUCUUGGGUUCUCUCAUGGGCGGUUUCGUGAUGGACGCCAUAGGACCACGGACGACCCUGGUCAUGACGGCGCUUCCUUGCCUGCUGUCCUGGUCUUUCGUCGCCUUCGCCAAUAGCAUCGCUCUUAAUCUACGUCGGGAGGUUCAUCACUGGUAUAUUCUUGGGCAUAUUUUCGCCCGUGCCGCAGGUCUACGCCACGGAGAUUGCUGAGCCACGUAUCCGAGGUCUAAUGGGAGCUUUUCCCGAAGCGGCCGUGGCUCUCGGCUCACUCCUCUGCUACGGCUUCGGCUCGGCAAUGGACUGGCGUUGGCUCGCUGUGGUUUCAGCUCUCGUGCCCGGGAAUUCCCCUGUUCAUUUCGAUGGUCAUUUUGCCCGAGUCUCCGCAGUGGCUUACGAAAAAGGGGAAGCUGGAAAAGGCAACCAUGUCUCU
Penaeus monodon (black tiger shrimp) is the source of this 1272-nucleotide messenger RNA. Its product is annotated as facilitated trehalose transporter Tret1-like. The coding region runs from base 504 to 1052 and encodes 182 amino acids. Gene Ontology annotation, cellular component: membrane. The record is from RefSeq and is a predicted model, not a curated record. Gene Ontology annotation, biological process: transmembrane transport. Gene Ontology annotation, molecular function: transmembrane transporter activity. NCBI's taxonomy places the organism in Eukaryota, Metazoa, Arthropoda, Malacostraca, Decapoda, Penaeidae. The transcript has 5 exons.